Molecule: messenger RNA, 922 nt
Organism: Solanum stenotomum
Lineage: Eukaryota; Viridiplantae; Streptophyta; Magnoliopsida; Solanales; Solanaceae
Exons: 7
Coding region: 16-912 (298 amino acids)
Biological process (GO): RNA metabolic process
Cellular component (GO): cytoplasm; nucleus
Molecular function (GO): RNA binding; single-stranded DNA binding; sequence-specific DNA binding
Source: RefSeq, a predicted model, not a curated record
CCAUUAUCCCCAAACAUGAUAUCGGCAUUUCGAAAUACUCUUUUCUCUCAUUACUUGUUAAACCCUAAACCCUUCUUCCCACUCAUUCUCAUUUCUACCCAAAAUUUCUCCAUUCCCAAUUCCACCUUUGUCUCUUCGACUUCUUCACUCUGCAAAGCUCGUUCUCACUCUACAUUUCUCUCUACUCUAAUGGCGGGUGGUGAUUUCCUCAAUCCUUCGUCGGACAAACUGGAGAAACAGUUUGAAGACUUCCGCCAUCAUUUGGAGGAAUCGGGGAAUAUCCGGGAACGGAUACGAGCUGUCGCGACGGAGAUAGAUUCAGUUACUCGGCUCAUUUAUGCUAGCCUUCUUCUCGUUCAUCAGUCUCGCCCUGUUGCUGAGGUUAUCGAGAAGGCUAAGUCUCAGAUUGGAGUGCUGAAGGAACUUUACAGUCGGCUUUCAGAAAUUGUACAUGAAUGCCCUGGUCAGUAUUACCGGUAUCAUGGUGAUUGGAAGAGUGAAACCCAAACCGUGGUCUCAUUGCUUGCUUUUAUGCAUUGGUUAGAAACAGGGACUCUUGUUCUGCACAUUGAAGUUGAAGAGAAACUUGGGUUGACACCAACAGAAUUUGGACUUGAUGUUGAUGACUAUCUUAUUGGUAUUUGUUUCAUGUCCAAUGAGUUGCCUAGAUAUGUGGUGAACCAAGUGACAGCUGGGGAUUAUGACUGUCCACGGAAGGUUUUGAAGUUCUUGACAGAUCUUCAUGCAGCAUUUCGCAUGCUAAAUCUCAGAAAUGAUUUCUUGCGCAAAAAGUUUGAUGGAAUGAAAUAUGACCUGAGGAAAGUUGAAGAAGUAUUUUAUGAUGUAAAAAUCAGAGGCUUGGCUGCUAAUGGAGACUCAGCUGGAGAAAAACAGGCACAAGGACAGUCUUGAAUAUCUAUCU